CUCUCCAUGUGCACCAGACCAUCUCCGUGGUCUGAAAUCAGUCACUGCUGAAUUACAGCCUGAUACGGAACUUAACACAGUCACUUUCUAUCUGAGCAAACAGCAGCCGAAGUGAUGAGAGAACUACAUUUCAAGGAUAAUUUUUGGAACACUGAUAUCACCAGCACAGCUGGAUAUGACACCAUCAUCCAGCACUUGAAUGACGGCAAAAGGACAUGCAAAGAAAUCGAGGACUUCAUGAAAGCCAGAGCUGCAAUAGAAGAGAAAUACGCCAAGGAUCUGCUUGGUUUGUCUAAGAAAGUGUGUGGACACAGCGAAAUGAACACCCUGAAACGAUCACUUGACGUUUUCAAAUUACAAACAGAAAAUGUGAGUUUGUCUCAUCUGCAUUUGGCCCAAACCAUGAGGGAGGAAGCAAAAAAAUUAGAAGACUUCAGAGAGAAACAGAAAGAGGCCCGAAAGAGGAUAGAACAGCAGAUGGACGCUCUUCAUAAGCAGAAGGUUGCUCAGUAUAAGAAAACAGCUGAGGCAAAGAAGACCUAUGAUCAAAAGUGUCGAGAUAAAGAGGAAGCAGAGCAGAACAUGAACAGAAACGCCACCACUAGCAGUUCCAAGCAGCAAGAAAAGCUGUACACCAAAACACAGCAAGCCAAGCAGACAGCAGAGGAAGCCGACAGGAUAUACAGUCAGAAUGUGUUGGUUCUGGGGAAGAUGAGAGAGGAGUGGCUGAACGAGCAUGUCAAAGCAUGUGAGUUUUUUGAGAAACAGGAAGUGGAAAGGAUCAACAUGCUGAGGAACAUAGUGUGGACCCAUCUCAACCAUCUCUCCCAGCAGUGCGUCACCAGCGACGAGAUUCAUGAAGAAGUGAGGAAGUCACUGGAGCAAUGUAACGUUCAAGAAGACAUCGAGCAUUUUGUCAACCUCAGAAGAACCGGAGACAAACCGCCAGCACCUGUUCCAUAUGAGAAUUUCUACAAUAAUCAGAGAUCGGCUGGAGUUCGCUCACUUCCAACGCCUGGCAGGAGAGCAGCAGCUCCUCCACCACCAACUGCAGAAAAUGAUCCUUUAUACUCAACUGUAGCGGAACCAGGGUACAGCCUAAUACGAUACUAAUAAGAGCGUAAUUCGUCUUCGCAAACCCUGCUGCUCAAUAGGAAAACAGUGAAGGCAUUUGCGACUUUUUCCGUGAAGGGCUGAAAAGCACAUUGGUUAUCUGUCACACUGUGUGGUGAGAAUAUAUAUAUAUGUGUCCUGGAAUGCAGGGGUGACCUUAUCUCUGUGUAAAAAGCAUCUUAACUUGCUAACCUAAAAUCUACCCUUGCAAACAGAGUGAGUUUAGACACAAUUGUGUUUGCGUAGUGGUAAAAAGUCUAAUCUGGAAGUUCUCACUACAUUGUUGUUUUGAUGAUCAAUUGUUAUCAUUGGAUGAAUCUUUGUAUUUUAAUCUGUGUAAAAAAAGGUUGACUAAUAUAGAUUAAGGAAUUUAAAUGUGGAGUGCACAACACUGCAACUAAUGGUUCCAAAUGGAAUUGCAGUUUGUUUGAGCAGCCUGUUUAGACUCAACCAAUGGUGUUGGUUUGGGGGCGGGUCUACCAGUUUGGCUAGCCAAUGGAAGACAGAAGGAUUAUUUUUUGUCAUUAUUUUGAGAUUUCUGUUUGGUUCAGCUAGAGGUACACAGCUUUAAAAAAAAAAAAAAA
Molecule: messenger RNA, 1697 nt
Organism: Pimephales promelas (fathead minnow)
Lineage: Eukaryota; Metazoa; Chordata; Actinopteri; Cypriniformes; Leuciscidae
Gene: pstpip2
Product: proline-serine-threonine phosphatase interacting protein 2
Biological process (GO): actin filament polymerization
Cellular component (GO): actin filament; cytoplasm; plasma membrane
Molecular function (GO): actin filament binding
Source: RefSeq, a predicted model, not a curated record